CCCACCCCGGGCUCCCCCCGCUCCGCCGCCGCCGCCGCCGCCGUGCCGGGCAGCAAUGACGUGUUCGUGACGUCACGCUCGGAUUUCCGGGCGCAGCUGCGGCGCUGCCAGCGGCUCCUGGCGCCGGGCGGGGGUCCCGGGGGUCCCGGGGAGCUGCGGCUGCACGGGCUGGGGCUCGCCGUGCCCCGCACCAUCAACCUGGCGCUGCAGCUGCAGGCGGGCGCGGGGGGCGCGCUGCGGCUGCACGCCAGCACCUCCUCCGUGCCCCUCCGCGACCACCGGCACCGGGAGCGGCACCGGGAGCGGCACCGGGAGCGCCCCGGCAGCGCCGACAGCGGCGACGGCGACGGGGACGCCCCCCGGCACAACUCGGCCAUCCACAUCCGGCUCUGCAGGGAGGCGCCCUGCGCCUGAGGGGGUCCCCAAAAUCCCCCCGGAACACGAACGGAACCGGUCACGGUCACCGGGACCCCGCCGGGGCACCGAAACCUCCCCGGGACCACCAGGAACCGCAAGGACUUGGGGACACCGAGACGCCCCCGAGGGCUGUGUGCAUGAGGCCGCCACGGUGGCCGGGAUGCUUUGGGGACAUGGACGAUGCCACCAGCGGCUCGAGGCCACCAAGCUGCCACCAACGGGUCGGGAGCGCCGCGAGUGGGGCCACCGUGGUGUCACCCCGAGCCCUCGAUGUCACCCCAAACCAUCGAUGUCACCCUGAGCUCUUGGUGUCACCCCGAGCCCCUGGUGUCACCCCAAACCAUCAGUGUCACCCCGAGCCCCUGGUGUCACCCCGAGCCCUCGAUGUCACCCCGAGCCCAUGGUGUCACCCCAAACCAUCAGUGUCACCCCGAGCCCCUGGUGUCACCCCGAGCCCUCGAUGUCACCCCGAGCCCCUGGUGUCACCCCAAACCAUCAGUGUCACCCCAAACCCUCGAUGUCACCCCGAGGCCUUGCUGUGACCGCAGGCUCUCGAUGUCACCCCCAGAACCACCCACAGCAGCCUGGGGACUUUGGGGGGACACGGGGAGGUGACCCCGCAAUAAAGCCGGUGGCA
Camarhynchus parvulus is the source of this 1054-nucleotide messenger RNA. RefSeq names its product POP7 homolog, ribonuclease P/MRP subunit (gene POP7). The annotation marks the transcript as partial. The record is from RefSeq and is a predicted model, not a curated record. Lineage: Eukaryota; Metazoa; Chordata; Aves; Passeriformes; Thraupidae. Gene Ontology annotation, cellular component: ribonuclease MRP complex; nucleus; nucleolar ribonuclease P complex. The transcript has a single exon. Gene Ontology annotation, molecular function: nucleic acid binding. Gene Ontology annotation, biological process: tRNA 5'-leader removal.